AUGUUGAUCCCUGAAGACCAAAUAUGGAUGGUCGUUGUUGGUUUCAUAAUAGCUUUUAUUCUUGCUUUUGGAAUUGGUGCAAAUGAUGUGGCAAAUUCAUUCGGGACUAGUGUUGGGGCCAAAGUAUUAACACUGAAACAAGCUUGUAUUCUUGCUACAAUCUGUGAAUUAAGCGGUUCUGUUCUUUUAGGUGCUAAAGUUUCCAAUACCAUACGGAAAGGUAUUGUUAGUGUCGAACUUUUUCAAACCAUCGACAACGGGCAUGUACUCUUGAUGGCCGGACAGGUUGCUGCUCUGGGUGGUUCUUGUAUUUGGCUUUUGGUUGCUACAUUCUUCCGUCUUCCAGUCUCUGGCACACAUAGUAUUGUAGGUGCAACGAUGGGUUUUAGUCUUGUUGUUUUUGGACUCAAUGCUAUUCAAUGGAAAGGACUACUAAAAAUUGUUGGAUCAUGGUUUCUCUCACCUCUUCUAAGCGGUUUGGCAUCUAUCGGAGUAUUUUUCCUAAUGCGUUUUAUGGUGCUGAGAAAAGAAGAUCCUCUUGAACCUGCACUUAAACUUAUCCCAGGUUUUUUCGGCACAGUGGUUCUGGUCAAUAGUUUUUCAAUAUUUUACGAAGGACCUUCGCUGCUGAAAUUCGAUAGGAUACCUCUUUAUGGAAUAUUUAUAAUUAGCUGUGGUUUAGGUAUUAUCACUGUUCUACUUGUGAAGUUUGUUUGGGUACCUUUGGUUCGUCGACAUAUUUUAACUGGAGAAUCGAGUAGACAUAUUUUAAAAGGCUACUGUUCCCGUAAGAGCAAAAAGAAAUUGUCUGUCGCUGUAGACGAUAAGUAUCAAUCUGUUGAGGAUAAUAAAUCUUCCAAACUUUCAAGCAGUAAUCAUGAAUCGAUUGAUAUGGAUACGUAUGUACCUCAUGCAGAGGGAGAGGCUGUGGUUGGAUUUCGAAACAAUGUUGCCAGAGGAAAUACAGAUGACAAAGACAAACUUGGACGAUUUACUAAUGAAAAUAAUGGUGUAUUGCAGGGAUUAGAAAAUCAAAAUAAAGUUUCAAGUCAUUUCGAAGUGAAACCAAGUAAUCCAGAUGAAACAGUUUAUAAAAGAAAUCAGUUAAAUAAGGUUUUGGAUUAUUCACCAAAUGAUCAAAAUGCCAUCACGGAUGGUAGUCAUAAUUUAACUAAUGGUAAAAUGAAUGUAUCAUUUCCUCCUAACCUAUCUACAAUUGGUGAAGAACCAGAUCCUAUCGAUUCAGUUAAAGAUCGUCCUGCUGAAGCUCAAGUUUUCUCUUCUUUACAAAUUUUAACAGCUGUUUUUGGAUCAUUUGCUCAUGGUGGUAAUGAUGUAAGUAAUGCUAUCGGGCCGUUGAUUGGUUUAUGGCUUAUUGCUACAACACAGUCAGUUGAUUCAUCGAAAACUACAGAUGUUUGGAUUUUGGUUUAUGGUGGUGUUGGUAUAUCAGUUGGUCUUUGGAUAUGGGGUAGACGAGUUAUUCAAACAUUAGGUGAAGAUCUGACGAAAAUAUCACCUUCCAGUGGCGUUUGUAUUGAAAUUGGUUCAGCCCUAACUGUAUUAAUUGCUAGUAAAAUUGGUCUGCCAAUAUCAACUACACAUUGUAAAGUUGGUUCAGUCGUAUUUGUUGGACGUGCACGUUCUAGAGACAAUGUUAAUUGGGGUAUAUUUCGUAACAUUCUAGUUGCAUGGUUGGUAACCUUACCCGCUGCUGGUGCUAUCUCUGCUUUACUCAUGUAUAUAUUUACAUUUGUAGUAUGA
Messenger RNA from Schistosoma mattheei, 1764 nucleotides. NCBI's taxonomy places the organism in Eukaryota, Metazoa, Platyhelminthes, Trematoda, Strigeidida, Schistosomatidae. The record is from the annotation of a GenBank genome assembly.